AUGCACGCCAAGCUGACAGAAGAAGUUGUUUCUAAGAAGUCUUCUGCCUUAUUGGAAUCUUUUAGCAUGGUGACAUGUUCCUUUGAGAUCCUUGCUGGAGAAAGCACUCCUGAAUUUGUGGAAAAACCUUGUCUACUGACAACACCUGAGGGAGACAAAGUAAUAUUCUGAGCUAAAGUUAAAAGUAAACCAAAGCCUAAUGUAAUACGGAAAAGGGAGAAUGGGCAGUCCUUCGUUUACAAGUCUGCCAGCCAGGAUGAUACAGAUAACUACAAGUGUAUGGUGUCCAAUACUCAAGCUGAUGCUAUCUACACGGUAUCCUUGAUCACAAGUAAAGGUGCAAGCAGUGCUUGUUAUGAGGAAGAGCCUUUGUAUUCCCUGAGAAAAAAUGAUAUGAAGUAUAUGGGAAUGAACUAUAUGCUGUGCAUCACCGGUGUGAAUGGGAAAGACCUAGGCAUGUACAGUCCUCUUGUGGCUGAACUGAAACUGCUGGAAGUGACUGAAAGACAGACAGUACUGUUUGAAAUCCACCUGCCAAAGAAAGUUCAAAAGUUCAGUUAGAAGUUUAAUGGGAAAGAGUAGAAGUGGCACAAUAAGUAUGACAUGAUCACAUCUGAUGAUGGAUUGGCCCACACUGUAAAAACAAAGGGUGUUCAGUCCAGUGACUGGGUUCCAAUUCAGUUUGUCAGCAAUCUUAAGAACACCCAAGUGAAAAAGAAGGGACAGGCCUGCCUGGAGUAUGUGCUGAAUUCUGAAGAUGUCACCCUGAAGGGGAUGAAGAAUGGACGAGUGAUUGAGAGGUCUCCUAAGAACAGCAUGAAGCAAAGAGAGCAGAGUUUAUCUAUCAUUAAUGCUGCUGAGCUGAGCGACUCAGGAGAUUGCACAGUGAACAUAGCCACGCAAGACAGUGACCCUAAUGAGUAGUACAGCAGUGCCAGUGUAACUGUGGAAGAGACAUUGGGAACCAUGAAGAAUGUAUGUGACAUUCAUGAUCUCACCGGGGAUCCUGUCGAGCUCUGUGUUGUCCUGAGUGAUGUGAAAGUGGAAUAAAUAUGGCUCAGGGAUGCCAUCUUGGAGCAGGAGCCUCUGAUCAGAGGAUUCAGGGACAGGGUUGGAAAUGGUGUAUGUUGCAGUGUUGACUGUUUUCUGCCUCAAUCUCCUUGUCAGAUUACAGACACGAAAAGGAUGUGGAGAGUGAAGCAGGGAGCCAUCCACAAAUUCAUCACUGACAGCAAGGGAGAGGAGUGUGAAAGGAGGUAGACAUUCAGAGCCAGGGGGGCAGAGAGCAGAGCAACAGUUGCCGUUGGAGAUUUAAUUUUCUUCUGUGUAGAGCCUCUGAGACAGGUGUCUCAGCCUGAAGGUGUAGAUGCCAGGAAAGAGGCUGUCGCCAUCACUUGGAACUCCCCAGCUCAGGAUGGAGUCUCCCCUGUGCAAGGUUUUAUCAUAGAAAAAAGGAAGAAGGGCAGCAAACUUUGUAUCCCAAUCACCAAGGAACCAGUCCAAGGUGAGACCAAGAUUAUUAUCUGUUUUGUAUUAGAGAGUUGUGUAAUUGAAACGUGUUUCUGGAUACCAGAUUCAAAGGGGGUGGUUUUCUGGAGAACACGGAAUGAGUUCUGUGUGAUAGCUGUGAACUGUCCAGGCCCUGGACUUCUCAGCGUGCCCUCAACCUCCAUUGCAAAGAAUCCCAUCAGUCCUCCAGGACUGCUGAAGGUGGUGGAUUUUUCCAACUACAGGAUUUCCUUAGCCUGGCAGGAGCCAGACCAGGGAGAUGUGUUGUCAGGAUAUAUACUAGAGAUGUCAGCUGAGGACACCAAGGAAUGGACAAAAUGCACCAAGAUCCUUAUCUCUAGUACCAUUUACACUGGGGGAGGCUUGCAGGAGAGACAAAUACUUCUGAACCUGAGCUUUCCACCUGCCCCACCUGAAAUUGUCCUGGCUAGGUUCAAUCUGACUGUGAGGCUGAAGAGCCACAUGGUGGUUUGUGCUGGGACAGCACCAUGCAUUCAUUUGUCUUGGCCAGGGCUCCCACCACCACCGGUGAGGUGGCAGAAAGAAGGCAUACCAGCAAGAAGGAGGGCAAGAACCAUUCCCAGCCUUAUCCACAGCACCAAGCAAUUUGUUUCUGAGCUGUACCAGAUCAUCCUUGAGAGCAGUUAUGGAGAAGCCCUUUACAACACUCAAAUGCAAGUUGCAGGUACGCUUAUUGAAGAAGUCUCAAACACUGUGACCCUAAAUCAUAGCUCAGAUGUAGAAGAUGACUGGCAGACUGAUGAUGGUGUCCUGAAAUGUGAUGUCAGAACCACCACAUGGUUUACAGCAUCAGAGAAUGUCUACAGCAAUAAGUACUCUGACACAAGCCUGCUCCCAGGGAGGAAAUACUUCCGAGUCAUUGCCUGCAAUCACACUGGGGACACUGACCCCGUGGAUUCAUAGGAGCAGUGGUACAUCUCCAAAGACAGAGGAAGACUCUCUGUCGUGAUGGUGCUGGCUCUGUGUUUGUGUGUGCAACAGCACAGUGCAGAGCAGCCCGGAGCGACUGUCUUCAUCAGAGUGUUUGGACUUCAAGACAAGUGUCCCAGGAAGGCCUGUGCUUCCCAUUUCAUCGCCCCACUGAAGAACCACAGCAUGAGUCAUGGCAGUGACUGUGCCUCAAGCUGUGCUUUCAUCAGCAGCCUCCACCCAACAGUGAACCUGUGGAAGGGCGAUAUUAGCAUCACAUCCCAGUCUAAGUGGUGGUUCAACUCCACAAGUAGCACCUGUCUGCUUACUAUCCCUACAACUUGCAGCUGCAAGCUGAUCAUCUGUGAAAAAAAUGAUAAAAGCAUCCUGGACACAGUGACAGAAAGUUUGCAGAAGUCAAAACUCAAGAUGUAGUUAGUGGAACUAGAUCUGCCUCAUCCAGCAUGCAGAACAGCAUUGCUGUGGCCGUGUACUUUGUCUGUUUGCGUGGCUCAGAAUGCAACUGCCCUUGGCUUCUGUAGUGGUCGGUUAAACCAAGUGGCUGAGCGGGGCUUCCUCAGCAGGGACAUUACUGAUGUUUCUGUCUUCCUUCCCUCUGAGUGGUUUUGGACAGCAGGGUACAUGUCAGAGGUGAUAUUUCUAAUGCCAUCUGCUAAUGUAUCUUAAUGGUAAUAAAAGGAGUCCAAGACUGCAGUUCUCUCUCUUACAUAUCAGGUUGCUUCCACACUGAUCAAUGAGAAUCCUGCUUCUGACAUCAGGAGGAGAUGAGCUCUGUCUCCGUGUCCCCAGAUAGCCCAGCAGGACCUCCAUGAUGAUCAACGCUUCAUUAUGUCAGCUUGUGUAUAAACAUAGAGUAAGUCAUAAAUCUGAAGUACUUCAGUCCUUGCAAUACCAAGAAAGUAAAUACAGUCUGCAGCUUUGCAAAUGAGGGAGUCACUUUGUGAAAGAGCUGGCCAUAGAAGGUAAAACUGGAGAUCCAGAAGGGUCCAGGAACUUCACUGCUCAUGACCAAGACUAGAUAAGGAAUUACAGAAUAUCUGAACCAUGGAAGGAUCAACAGAUUGACAGAUAGAUAAAUAUGCACACAUACGCAUUGGUGCUGGUUAUUUUAAUUUAGAGUGAAUUCUUCCAGGAGCCAGCUGUGGAACAAAAGCAUAACAGUGGCCAGCCACAGACACACACUCAGUCUGAGAAUAUUUUGCCACCUUUGUUCCAGCUGUAGCUAGGAAGGAGGUGUGAGGAAACAGGAUACUCCUCCCAACAGGCCUUAGUUUUUUAAAGGAAUUGUAAAAGACCAAAUUAAACAAAGAGGGAAGAAGCACCCACUUUUUCCUGCCGUUAACCCUUUUAGGCUGCUUUGAAAAGAAUUUGGUAGUAGUUCUGCCUGGUACUGAUUCUUUCUCACAUCAGGAACCACUCCACUUCAGAAGGGGAGUAUGAAGGCGUCUCUGUUAAGCCUGUGAGCAUAUCCAUUUAAUAGACUGGGAGCAAUUACACACUCUGUGUUUCUAUCCUAUAAAUCCUUGAAACCUGUUCCACUGGUGACACAUGGCCUGGUUCAGGAUUAAUGAAAAGAAGUAUCUGUGCCACUUCAUCAAACAGCUGAAGAAACUGGUAUUAGAGCUCCAACCAGAGCAAAAUGUCCAUACUAUCCUACCUUUUCCUCCUGGAAAUUUUUCUGCGGUGGGGGUGGAGAGGCACUUGGCCAUUUGUCUGGGACUUCUGGGCAGCGAGCAGCCUUCCCAGAGCAAUCCUUUGCAAGGAGCUGCCUUCUCCUUGGAAGGGUGGACAAAUGGCCAUUGUAUGUGGGACUGGCGGUAGCAGCGAGGGGCGAGCGUGCUCCUGGGCUCGCAUCCCAGGGCACCCGGGAUGUGCUGUAACAGGAGCCAGGUGCCGUCAUCGCGGUGGCGCCUGGUCACUUUGUGUUGGACGGGCUCUGUGGGGUGCAGGUGGCUGCGUUUCAGGGUUCCCCAGACAGGAGUAGUGCAGCCAGCUGUGGCAGUGUCAGGCAGCUUCAGUGGGGCGCUGGGUAGCUCCAGGGCAGAGCCACACGGCUGAUGGGCAUAACAGUGGCACAAAACUGCCUGCCACAGAGGUCCAGCUGGCUCUAUACUCCAUGCCGAAACUGUCACAGGAACAGAAAACGAGCAAGAAGACAUUGUAUCUGCACAGUAAAAAUACCCAGUAAAUUAAUAUUUUUAAUUGCUGUUACACACCGAAGAAAUGAGGAAAAAAAGUACAUUCCAAACAUAGAAUUAAAAUAGUAAAAUCAGCAUAAAAAUAUGUUAAGAAAAGAUCCCAGAUCAAGUGGCCAUACUGCAUGUGGUGACCUUUACAAUCACGGCAGAGGAAGUAAGUGCUAGUGACUUUCAGACGUGGCAAAAUGCUUGACUCCCCAGGGGAGAGCAGCUGCUUCAUUCAGAUCUUUCAGUGCACUCUGCCCGGAAUGCGUGGAGGGGCUGGAGCGAGAGGCUCGCGCGGGUACAAGACACAAAGAUUGGUGUUCAGGACAGACCAGCCAGCCUGCAGUCUCAGCCAGGCAGAACUACUGCUUACACAAUGGUAUUUGCUUUUUCCUUCCUUGUUUGGUUGGUUCGUUUGGGGUUUCUUGGGAUUUUUAUUUAACAAAGCAUCCAGUUCUGCUGGCCUGACCCUGCCCGCACUGUAGGCUCCGAGGUGGAUUAGGAGCAAGGCCUGCUCCAGCAGGAGCCUGCACAUGCGAGGUCCAGAUACGUGUGUCUGUGCUGAUUCAGCACUGUCACCCAACAGGCUGGCUUUGCUUUCUUGCUUUUUAGCUGUCAGGAAAAGUUUACUUCCCGAUGCUCUGUCUUUUGACUGAUCCGAAUCGGCCCAGUCGUGCUCCCACUGCAGCCUCAGUGGCUUGGCCCCAGCACCCCUCUUAUAUGAGACUGGCCUUGUGCCUCGGCCUCACUGCUGAGCUGUCACACCACUCCAGUAGCUCAUCCUACAGCAGCAUAGUGUCACCACAGAAACAAUACAAGCCACAGAAGUUUUGGCAAUCCUGCCAACUGGCCACCUUUUUUCAUUUGUAGUCUAUCUAGAGUUGUACAUUUUUAUUCUUUACAAUAAGAGCAAAAAUAAAAUAACAUUAAGAAAAUUUCCUCCAAACUAAGAAAACUAAAACCCAUCAAACAUUUUAAAGAAACCAUAAAAAUUUGCAUUGUGUUUGCUUCUGAGUUCAUAUUAAGAUAAGAUUUUACUGCAGCUGCUUCAGAAUUAUGGUCCAUUUCACAUGUUCACAGCUCACCUUCCUUGGUGUGUAAUUCCUUGCCUUCAUUUGUGUUUGUACAGCAGCUAGUUCUACCAGAACUAAGUAGUUUCUAGCUGUGGUCCAGAUUUGAAAUCAGUGAACCAUGUCAUUUUUAUACUACUUGAGAACAUGGUGAUGGUUCAGAGCUGUAUUUCUAGAUGAACUUUUGUUCUGGGCCCUAGGACUGGUAGUACAAGCACAUCCUUUGCUA
Messenger RNA from Tyto alba (common barn owl), 5942 nucleotides. It is a transcript of the gene IGSF22, whose product is annotated as immunoglobulin superfamily member 22. NCBI's taxonomy places the organism in Eukaryota, Metazoa, Chordata, Aves, Strigiformes, Tytonidae. The record is from RefSeq and is a predicted model, not a curated record. Gene Ontology annotation, molecular function: protein binding.